This is a messenger RNA of Onychomys torridus (southern grasshopper mouse), 1029 nucleotides long. RefSeq names its product chromosome 4 C20orf144 homolog (gene C4H20orf144). The coding region runs from base 128 to 763 and encodes 211 amino acids. NCBI's taxonomy places the organism in Eukaryota, Metazoa, Chordata, Mammalia, Rodentia, Cricetidae. The transcript has 3 exons. The record is from RefSeq and is a predicted model, not a curated record.
UUGGUGUGGUGAGGUCACUUGUGAGCUCACAAUGCUGUUCACUUGGUGGGGCGGGGCCAAACGGACCCCAGGGUAGAGGGCCGGGCCGAGGCAGCAUGGGCAGUGGCCUCUAGUGAACAGUCCUACCAUGGGAAACAGCAGUUCCCACAAGAGGACCAAAGCACCCAGUCAGGCCAGCAAGGACAGGCCGCCUGGCAUGGAGAAGGCCCGUCACAAGCAGUUCUUCAGCCACCUCAAGCGGAAGAAACCAAGUCCCACAGCUUCACAACACAUCACUUUCCCCUUCUUUCAAUGGCGAGAGGCCCCUGACUCCACCCGGGUGGGUGAGAACACCCGCAUCAAGGCUGGGAAAACCAAGAUCGUCCUGCUUUUCCCGCUGGAUAAGCGGCAACAGCUGGCCGAGGCAGCAGCGGGCCCGUAUGUGCGGCCCGGGCGGCCGGCCGAGGAUGCGCUCGGCGCCCCGACGACGUGCUUCCCAGCGGUGGCGCCCAUGCUGCGUGGGGCAGGCGACGGCGUGGACAGGCGCGAAGGCGCGCGCGCGCGGGAGAUGAAAAGGAUCCUGGUGCUGCUGCUGCAGCUGGACGCGCGGCUGCAGGAGGAAGGGCGUCGCGGGGCAGGCGGGCGGGGGACCGGGGCCAAGGCCCCGCAGGGCUGGCAGCCGCUGUAUGCGCAUCUGCUGACCCACCGCGAAGCCUGCGGUGAAGGCGACCCCCGUGAGGAGCAGCCGCGCAAGCGGCGCCGCUGCCCUCGCCCGCGGCCCUGAGUGCCUGGCGCGGCCCCCAGUGCCAGGGCUCUGCUCAAUAAAGAGCACAUAGCAACCUGGGCGUCUGCCACCUCUGUCCCAGCCGUCGGGUCCAGGGUCAAAGCUGAGGCCCCGGGUGAGUAGGUACUUAGAACAGCCACCGUCAUGACCUGGAGCUAGGGCUGCUUUUAUCUUUGUAGCACAAAGGUCAGCGCAUGCCAGAUCUACAGGCUCAAGGUGAGCUUGAAUAAUCUAUACGUGGCUACGCUCGGGAGAACGUGUUUCUA